AUGGCGGACCGACCCCACCGAGGCGGGCACGGCGGCGGCUCCCGGGGUGGUCGUGGCGGGCGUGGAGGAGGAGGCCGGGGCGGCGGCGGCGGCGGCGGACAGGGCCAGGGCCAGGGGCAGGGGCAGGACAAGGAGCGGCCGAAGAAGGAGAACAUCCUGGACCUGAAGAAGUACAUGGACAAGCGGAUCACGGUCAAGUUUAAUGGCGGACGGGAAGCGACGGGUGUGUUGAAGGGGUAUGAUGCGCUGAUGAACUUGGUUUUGGACGAGGUGGAGGAGCUUUUAAGAGAUGACGAGGGCAACGAGAUGACUAGGCCGCUCGGGUUGGUGGUGGUGCGUGGUACGCUGCUCGUGGUGCUCAGCCCGGUCGACGGGAGCGAGGUGAUAGCGAAUCCUUUCCUUCAGGCGGAAGAGGAGUGA
Chaetomium globosum CBS 148.51 is the source of this 420-nucleotide messenger RNA. RefSeq lists its product as uncharacterized. The record is from RefSeq and is a predicted model, not a curated record. The transcript is spliced from 3 exons. NCBI's taxonomy places the organism in Eukaryota, Fungi, Ascomycota, Sordariomycetes, Sordariales, Chaetomiaceae. Bases 1 to 420 code for a protein of 139 amino acids. Gene Ontology annotation, biological process: nuclear-transcribed mRNA catabolic process; mRNA splicing, via spliceosome. Gene Ontology annotation, molecular function: RNA binding. Gene Ontology annotation, cellular component: catalytic step 2 spliceosome; U2-type prespliceosome; spliceosomal tri-snRNP complex.